ACGGCGAGUCCCGGCUAUAUUACUGCCAGACAUUUUAUUUCUCAGUGGACCACGGAGACGAAACACCACAAACCCGUGUUCCUGUGACUGCUGGUGCGGUUCAAGAGGAUGGCUAUUCUCGUCCCUCGGGUGUGGAAUGUGCAGUUGUCAUUGAAGAACAGAGAGGUCCCAGAUUGGCCUGCAGCUACCCCAUCGCUGCAUUUAGCUUCCUCUCUACCACUGAACCACUCAUCGGUUCACCACUGACUCACUGUUCACCAGCGCCUCAGGAACCAGUGCGAAAACCAUGGAGAACGUGGCCAUAUUUGACGCACCUGGAAAGGGAAGGGGUCUGAAGGCCACCAAGGAGUUUUGGGCUGGAGACGUCAUCUUCUCAGAGCCCAGUGUCUCGGCUGUUGCGUUUGACAGCAUAGGAGAGCGUAUUUGCCACAGCUGCUUCCGCAAACAAGACACACUACAGAGGUGCGGCCAGUGCAAAUUUGCUUAUUACUGUGACCGGACUUGUCAGCGCGCCGGCUGGGCCGAACACAAGCAGGAAUGUGCAGCCAUCAAAGCUUACGGCAAAAAACCAAACGAGAACGUCCGUCUGGUGGCCCGCAUCAUGUGGCGCCUCGACAAAGAGGGCAGCGUGCUGUCUGACAUGCAGUUGAUCUCCCUGGAGGAGCUGGAGGAUCACAUCCCUGACAUGCAGGAGGACGAUUUGAAGGAUUUGAAAGUGAACAUCAACUACUUCCUGGACUACUGGCCCCGAUCCAGCAAGCAGCACACGAUCGACAACAUUUCACAUUAUUUUGGAGUGGUUAACUGUAACAGUUUCUCGCUGAGCGACCAGAAGGGCCUUCAGGCAGUGGGAGUUGGUCUCUUCCCAAAUUUGUGUUUGGUGAAUCACGACUGCUGGCCCAACUGCACCGUGAUCCUCAACCACGGCAAUCAAUCGGCUGUGAAUACUAUGUUUCAUUCUCAACGGAGGAUCGAGCUGCGUUCUCUCGGUAAGAUCGAGGAGGGAGAGGAGCUGACGGUCUCAUACGUGGACUUCUUGAAUUUGUCGGAGGAGAGACGAAGACUGCUCAAAUCACAAUACUUCUUCGACUGCACAUGCGAGCACUGCAAGAACCACAUCAAGGAUGACUUGAAGUUGGCGGGCAAGGAAGUGGACGGAGUCAAGCCGACAGAAGAACAGGUGAAAGAGACAACGGCUUAUUGCUACCAAAUGCUGGAGAAGAUGGACAGCGCUCGACUAAGUGGCAACUACCACGAGGUGGUAAAAUUCUGCAUGGAGUGCGUCCAGAAGACAGAGCCUAUUUUGGCUGACACUCACAUCUACCAGCUGCGGAUAUGGAGCACAUUGAGUGAGGUGCAGGCUUACCUGCAGUACUUUGUUGAAGCUGCAGAAUACUCCCGCAAAAUGGUGGAGGGAUACCUAAAACUGUACCACCCUAACAACGCUGCUCUCGGUAUGGCGGCCAUGCGAGCCGGAGUGACCCACUGGCAAGCUGGAGAGAUAGAGGUUGGCCACGGGAUGGUCUGCAAGGCCUACGCCAUUCUCAUGGUCACCCACGGUCCAACGCACCCCAUCACCAAGGACCUGGAGGCGAUGCGUAUGCAGACGGAGAUGGAGCUGAGGAUGUUCGAGAAGAACGAGUACGUUUACCACAAUAUGAGAGAGGCCGCUCUGAAGAACAAGCCCAUGGCCAUGAUGCACGAACCCAAUCCUGUGGAUGAGGGAGUCAAGAAUCUCUUCCACCGGAAGAAGUAAAACGGAUCAAGAAUAAACCGUCCUUAUUUCUGAGUGUUGAUGUGUGUGUGAGUCUGCCCGUUUAGUGACUCUCACUUUUGUAGUCGCGCUUUUCAUUGAAAAGAUGUCACGUCGUAUAUUCCAAAUCCAGUGGAAGUGCUGAAAUUCGGUAGCGGUCGUAUUUUCUUUGAAUAUGCAGCGCCAGCUUUAUGGCCGUCAAUAUUUCAGCUACGCUCCUGAAGUCAGAGACAUUUUAACUGGUUUAGGCCCUAGUCGAUGUGUCCUUGAGCAAGAGACUUAACCCUGUAAGUUUGGAUAAAAGCGUCAGCUAAAUGUAAUGUACCAGAACCGGUAAAUGACGGGAUACUAAAACCCUGAAUAAGUUUGAACUAGCUUUUGAGUCACAUGUAAUGAAAGUGAUAUUUUAUUGGGAACGUUUUGUAAUGUACAUCUUUUGUUCUAAAGAUUUGCUGAGAAAAGUAUUAAAUACAUUUUCAGCAUU
This is a messenger RNA of Pseudoliparis swirei, 2237 nucleotides long. It is a transcript of the gene smyd1b, whose product is annotated as SET and MYND domain containing 1b. The coding region runs from base 287 to 1756 and encodes 489 amino acids. Gene Ontology annotation, cellular component: nucleus. The record is from RefSeq and is a predicted model, not a curated record. The transcript is spliced from 10 exons. Gene Ontology annotation, molecular function: protein binding; histone H3K4 methyltransferase activity. Lineage: Eukaryota; Metazoa; Chordata; Actinopteri; Perciformes; Liparidae.